AUACUUGAGUGAAUUACAUAAGUUUUUUUGAAGAGUCCGGGGUUUCCAGUCACUACUCAGGUCUAUAAUAUCCGUCCUCAGUAGCUGACACUCACAGUAGACCAGUAAGCAGUUAACCAGAAGACUGUUCCGUUGUUGUUCAUCUUUCUGGGACAUCAAGGAUGGAGUGUACGUCUAGGAUUAUAUCCUUGGUGGCGUUAUUAUGUUCUGCUGUUUUCGCCUUGACCAUUGCAAGAAGUGCGGACAUUCAAUUCAUGUCUAUGCUAAAGGAAGGGACAUUGAAAAUCAAAGAUUCUGGCCAUGCUGACAACUGUGGCAGCGUCCCAAUAAAUUUCACCUGGUCACCGAAAGAUUUAUCUCCUUCUGGUGAAGUAACACUGUAUCUCGACUACAUCCUACCUUAUGACUUAAACAAAGGCACCUAUAACCUUACUAUUUAUGAGCAUGGCGAGAUGAAACCAAUGAUAAACAAUAACGGUAGUUUUACCUGCAACACAUUACAUCACUGUCCACUGAACAAGGGAGAUCACGUCGUCAAAAGUCAAGUUAUUUUCAAUUUACGCAAUUUGGGAGGCUAUGCUGGAGAUUAUGACGUCGUUGCUCAAGUGUGGAACUCAGAUCUACAAAAUAUGUUUUGUAUCAACUUUACACUGACCAUACUGGACGAACUGGGACCACUACCAAUCAGAAAUGGCUUUUCUUAACGAUACUAAAGCAUCUUCUUUAUUUACUGAGUGAAACAUUUUUCUUUCAUUCUUUACCCACAGUGUCUGAAGCUCGUAAAUAAACAAAAUUCACUAA
Molecule: messenger RNA, 801 nt
Organism: Biomphalaria glabrata
Lineage: Eukaryota; Metazoa; Mollusca; Gastropoda; Planorbidae
Exons: 6
Coding region: 162-704 (180 amino acids)
Source: RefSeq, a predicted model, not a curated record